Messenger RNA from Sphenostylis stenocarpa, 246 nucleotides. NCBI's taxonomy places the organism in Eukaryota, Viridiplantae, Streptophyta, Magnoliopsida, Fabales, Fabaceae. The record is from the annotation of a GenBank genome assembly.
AUGCUCCUUUGUCAUGGUUACUUUCUCUCUCCGCAGUUUCUGCAACCUAUUGUUAAAGUUGUCUCCCUAUUGAUGCCACCCAUUGCAGUAACAACUGUUGCAACUUUAUGUGGAAAAACAAUUGCUCAGAGUUCUUCAGCAAUAUGCUUGUGUGGUGGAGAAGUCAUUUUGGCCAUCUUUGUUCUUCAUGCUUCUGGCAUUUUCUUUGGUUACGUGUUUACAAGAUUACUUGGGCUUCAUAAUUAA